This is a messenger RNA of Staurois parvus, 331 nucleotides long. The record is from the annotation of a GenBank genome assembly. NCBI's taxonomy places the organism in Eukaryota, Metazoa, Chordata, Amphibia, Anura, Ranidae.
UGCAGACUGCUUCCAAAAACAUUUGUGAAAAAACUGUGCAAUAAGUCCAUCUAUGAAAUUUCCUUGCUACUAAAUAUUCCACAGUCAACUGUUAGUGGUAUUAUAACAAAGUGGAAGCAACUGGGAACAACAGCAACUCAGCCACAAAGUGGUAGGUCACGUAAAAUGACAGAGUGGAGUCAAUGCAUGCUGGAGCACACAGUGUGCAGAAGUCGCCAACUGUCAAUAGCUAAAGACCUCCAAACUUCGUGUGGCCUUCAGAUAAGCACAAACAACAGUGCAUAGAGAGCUUUAUGGAAUGGGUUUCCAUAGCCGAGCAGCUGCAUCCAAG